AUGUGGGAAUUCGACUUUCUGGGUGAGCUACCCUCGGAGACUCCCCGAGUCAUUGCAAGUACAGUGAAAGCCAUCCAGUCCGCCGUACGUCGCAAUAGUCAUCAUCCUUACAUCGUCAUUGAGCACAUCGGCCCACAGAUUGUGGAAAGACUGGUCGACUCUCCCCACCUACGUGUCGCGAAAUCGUCCAAGAUCUUUUACGACGAGAAUCUGAGAAAGUUGAUCAUCAAGGCACCAUCCGUCAUCCAUGAGACAGCCAGCAGGGCCUUUAACCGAAUACUUGACGGCCAUCUCCGUUUCCAUGGCCUGACUGAAGAGGUGAGGUUCAUUGGGUCGGGGAAGGUGAGAGAUGGCGGCUACGCAAAGGAGCCUGAUGAGUCUUAUUACCCCCUCCGGGUGAUACCAGUCCGUGACAUGAAGUGGCCUACGGUCGUAUUGGAGGUUGGAUACUCUGAGUGUUUCAGUCGGCUCAGACUCGAUGGUCGGUGGUGGCUAGGCCGUUCGGGUGGUCUUGUCAAGGUUGUCAUCCUUCUCUCUAUUGACCGGUCUCGCCCCCGCAUAGUUAUCGAAAAAUGGGAAACCGUGGCUCCGGCCCACAGCUAUCAUCUUCGUUCUCAAUCACCAUCGCCACAAUUAACAGCGGAAGUAACUGUGACUCUCGUGAACGAUGACCAUGUCACUACAGGAGCGCCGCUUGCCAUCUGUGUCGAUGAUUUAUUGAUGUACCCUGUUCCCAUCGGUGUCACUUUUCAAUUCGAUGACCGCGAUCUUAUAAGUUUGGCAAGGGCCAUCUGGAUGGAGCAGCAGUUUGUUCAGAGGCCUCAACUGAGAUGCUUACUGUGCUUUCGUGGGCAGCCAAACAGGGUCAUCGUGAAAUGA
Messenger RNA from Aspergillus melleus, 879 nucleotides. RefSeq lists its product as uncharacterized. The transcript has a single exon. The record is from RefSeq and is a predicted model, not a curated record. Lineage: Eukaryota; Fungi; Ascomycota; Eurotiomycetes; Eurotiales; Aspergillaceae. Bases 1 to 879 code for a protein of 292 amino acids.